Rana temporaria (common frog) is the source of this 888-nucleotide messenger RNA. Its product is annotated as trypsin-like. The transcript is spliced from 5 exons. Gene Ontology annotation, biological process: proteolysis. Gene Ontology annotation, molecular function: serine-type endopeptidase activity. The coding region runs from base 60 to 794 and encodes 244 amino acids. NCBI's taxonomy places the organism in Eukaryota, Metazoa, Chordata, Amphibia, Anura, Ranidae. The record is from RefSeq and is a predicted model, not a curated record.
AGGGUAUAAAUUCACGAUACCAGCAGCUAAAAAAUCACUCGACAUCCCAGAGAUCAACCAUGAAGUUCCUCGUAAUUGCAGCCCUCCUGGGCUUGGCAGCUGCCUUUGAUGAUGAUGACAAGAUUGUCGGAGGUUACGCCUGCACCAAGAACUCCGUCCCUUACCAGGCCUCUCUGAACUCCGGAUAUCACUUCUGUGGAGGGACCCUGGUGAACGCCCAGUGGGUGGUCUCCGCUGCUCACUGCUACAAAUCGAGCAUUCAGGUCAGACUGGGAGAACAUAACAUUGCCCUGAACGAGGGCACCGAGCAGUUCAUCAACUCUGCCAGGGUGCUCAGACAUGGAAGCUACAACUCCAGAACUCUGGACAACGACAUCAUGUUGAUCAAGCUCGCCUCUCCCGCCACCCUCAACUCCUACGUCAAGGCCGCACCUCUGGCCUCUGGCUGUGCCGCUGCCGGCACCAGCUGUCUGAUCUCUGGAUGGGGAAACACUCUAAGCAGCGGAUCUAAUUAUCCAGAUCAACUGCAGUGUCUCAAUGCCCCAAUUCUGUCAGAUAGCCAAUGCCAAAGCUCUUACCCCGGAGAAAUCACCAAAAAUAUGUUCUGUGCUGGCUAUCUGGCUGGUGGAAAGGACUCCUGCCAGGGUGACUCCGGUGGCCCCGUGGUGUGUAAUGGACAGCUCCAGGGUAUCGUCUCCUGGGGAUACGGUUGUGCUCAGAAGAACUACCCCGGUGUCUACACCAGGGUCUGCAACUACAACUCCUGGAUCGCCAGCACUGUGGCUGCCAACUAAACCUUUAUCCAGAAGGAUCCUUUCUAAUAAUCUCAGAAACAAAUUGGAAUUACUAUCUGUAUCAAUAAAUAAACUAACACUAAUGGCCUAAAAA